AUGUCUGCUGAAGUGUCCACAGCCCCAGCUGCUGACAACGCCAACGGCGCUGCCGACUCCAACGGCACUGCUGUCAACACCAAUGUGGCCCCUGACACUACGACCAGCGAGUCGGCUACCACCCCAAGCGCUAACCAGCCUCAUUCUGCUUCGCUCUAUGUUGGUGAGCUAGAUCCUUCUGUGACCGAGGCCAUGCUCUUCGAGCUUUUCUCCUCUAUCGGACAAGUCGCCUCUAUCCGAGUUUGCCGUGAUGCUGUAACCCGUCGCUCUCUUGGCUAUGCGUACGUCAACUACAACAACACUGCUGACGGUGAGCGUGCUCUCGAGGACUUGAACUACACUUUGAUCAAGGGUCGUCCUUGCCGUAUCAUGUGGUCUCAGCGUGACCCCGCUCUGCGCAAGACCGGCCAGGGCAACGUUUUCAUCAAGAACUUGGAUACCGCCAUUGACAACAAGGCCUUGCACGACACCUUCGCUGCCUUUGGAAACAUUCUUAGCUGCAAAGUUGCCCAGGAUGAGUUUGGCAACUCCAAGGGCUACGGUUUUGUCCACUACGAGACUGCCGAGGCCGCCAACAAUGCCAUCAAACACGUGAACGGCAUGUUGCUCAACGACAAGAAGGUGUUCGUCGGCCACCACAUCUCUAAGAAAGACCGCCAGAGCAAGUUUGAGGAAAUGAAGGCCAACUUCACCAACAUUUACGUCAAGAACAUCGACCUCGAAGUCACUGAUGAGGAGUUCCGUGAACUUUUCGGUAAGUUCGGUGAUAUUACCUCCGCUACCAUCAGCCGGGAUCCAGAGAGCGGAAAGAGCCGAGGAUUCGGUUUCGUCAACUAUGUCAACCACGAGAACGCUCAGUCUGCUGUUGAUGAAUUGAACGACAAAGACUUCCACGGUCAGAAGCUUUACGUCGGACGUGCUCAAAAGAAACACGAGCGUGAAGAGGAACUCCGUCGCCAAUAUGAGGCUGCUCGUCUCGAGAAAGCUUCCAAAUACCAGGGAGUCAAUCUAUACGUGAAGAACCUCACCGAUGACGUUGACGACGAGAAGUUGCGUGAGCUUUUUGGUCCAUUUGGUACCAUUACUUCUGCCAAGGUUAUGCGUGACACUGUUGGCGCUUCUUCCGAUUCUGACAAGGAUGAAGCCAGCAAGGAAUCAUCUGAGAAAGAGACCGAAGAACCUGAGAAGGAAGAAUCCCAGGACAAGGAAGAGACCAAGAAAACCGAGAAGAAGGUAUUCGGAAAGAGUAAAGGCUUUGGUUUCGUCUGCUUCUCUAGCCCCGACGAAGCAUCUAAGGCCGUCACUGAGAUGAACCAGCGCAUGAUCAACGGCAAGCCUCUCUACGUUGCUCUUGCCCAGCGCAAGGAUGUUCGCAAGAGCCAGCUCGAAGCCAGCAUCCAGGCUCGCAAUACUAUUAGGCAACAGCAGGCUGCCGCCGCUGCUGGUAUGCCCCAGCCUUACAUGCAACCUGCAGUUUUCUACGGACCUGGACAACAAGGUUUCCUCCCAGGCAACGCUGGCCAGCGUGGAUUGGCUUUUGCUCCUCAGCCUGGUAUGGUGAUGGCCGGUAUCCCUGGUGGACGACCGGGCCAAUACCCCGGUGGCUUCCCUCAGCAAGGCGGUCGCGGAAUCGGCGGACCUAACCAGCAGAUUCCUCAGAAUUUCGGCCAAGGUAUUCCUAUUGGAGCCAUGCAGGCUGGUCCUGGAGGCAUCCCCAACGGCAUGGCAUACCCACAAAUGGCACAGGUUCAGUUCGGUCGUGGUGCUGGUGGUCGUGGACAGGUUCCUCAAGGCAUCCCUCCAAAUGUACCGGGAGCACGUGGUGGCCCAGGUUAUGGUCGUGGUGGCGUUCCUGCUCAACAAGGCCGACCUGGUCAAGGUCGUGGUCAAAACGCCCAAGCUGGAGCUCCCGUUGCCCAAGAAGGAGCCCCUGGCUCUCUUACACUACAGGCUUUGACUGCCGCUCCUCCAGCACAACAGAAGCAGAUGCUUGGCGAGGCUUUGUACCCUAAGAUCCAGGCUCAGCAGCCUGAGCUUGCUGGCAAGAUCACUGGUAUGCUGCUUGAGAUGGAAAACACCGAGCUUCUUGGCCUAAUUGAUGACGAGACCGCUCUCCGUGCCAAGGUUGAUGAGGCUCUUCACGUUUAUGAUGAAUACAUGAAGAACAAGGGAACUGACGAGUCCGACGCAAAGCCCAAGGAGGCUGCCAAGGAGGGCUCUGAGGAGAACAAGUCGUAA
Molecule: messenger RNA, 2238 nt
Organism: Talaromyces atroroseus
Lineage: Eukaryota; Fungi; Ascomycota; Eurotiomycetes; Eurotiales; Trichocomaceae
Product: Polyadenylate-binding protein, cytoplasmic and nuclear
Exons: 2
Coding region: 1-2238 (745 amino acids)
Cellular component (GO): ribonucleoprotein complex
Molecular function (GO): RNA binding
Source: RefSeq, a predicted model, not a curated record